AUGAGCUUUGCAUUGCUCCUCCUGGGGAACUUAUGCUUCGUUGUUGAGACUGCUCUUGUUUUAUGGACGAUCAUCAAGCCGACAACUGAUGAAAAAACUUGCCGUCUUCAGGAGAAACUGACAAAUACGAUGAUGGCAGUGGCGUUUUACCCAAUUUAUCUUUUUCUUUGGAGCCGGCAGCUGUCAAUUUACAGGGAUCGUCGACUUGCAUCCGCUCUGCCCGUUUGGCUUCGCGCAUUCUCCAAGUUUACCCUGUUUAUGAUUGUCAGUACACUCACGGGCUUUGUUGUGAUUCUCGGCUCCACGCUUGCUGAUCCGAAGAAAAUCGACUUCAAAGAUGGCUACUGUAUCAAAGUUGAUGAUACUUGGAGCGUCGCUGCUGCUAUUGGAACGAUGGUGAUAAUACAGAGCCUUUUGCUGUUCCUGUUCUGGUACCCAAUUAUGACAGCUCUUUCGACGGGCCACUCGAGUCUCGGACAGUACGUUCGACGCUGCGCCAUUCUAACUUUGAUCAAUUCGCUUUCGGAUGUCACUACUUUGGCGUUUAUGCUCGUCUUCAUGAACACCGCUCCAGUGCCGCUCCUUGCCGUCGUCUAUCCUAUCAACUUGAUGGUGAACUGCUGCUGCUGCAUUUUCUCCUACCGAGGUGGUUCCAUACCUGGUAAAAGCUUAGCGAAAGUUCAUGAGAAAAAUGAUCAGCCCAGUUGUCAGUCGUCCAAAACCCACCACUCUUGUUGGAUCCUUUACAACAUCCUGAGAAUUCUAACAUGGGUUCUUCUCGGCAAUAUUUGUUUGAUUAUUUUUCAUCAUAUUGUCGACCCGCCAGCAUGUGGAGUGUAUUUCUACCGAUUGCUACCAGCGUUUGACGCAUUUUAUCUACUUGUCGCGAUAUUUGGACUUGUGGCAAUGAAAGUUGACCAACAGAGCACGUACUCUUUUUUCCGGACAGCGGUUUUAACCCAAGCCCUCAUAUUUGUCGCCAAUCUACUCAUCUCAAUGACGAUACAGUCCAUCACCAGCAUCGACAAAUCUUUACUUUUAAACUCAACAAGGUCGGACCACAAGCACGAUCUUGGCUCGUACAUUGACGUGACCUGUAAUUGCACAUCGAAAGAUAUUCUCUCUCCCGACUGUACUGUCUUUUGGGAUGGAUUGCUCCAUGAUUUGGUCUUUGAGCUCGUCGGGAUUAUUGCAUCGCUUUUGGCUGCCAUUUUCGCGACACUGGCGGCAGAGAAUGCUUUCGAAAAGAUGGAAAAAAUAAGAAGAGCAAAGUUGAAACGAUCUUCAAGUUUACGUGUCAUAUCAAACAAUAAAAUAGACAGAAUUUGA
Messenger RNA from Oikopleura dioica, 1329 nucleotides. Lineage: Eukaryota; Metazoa; Chordata; Appendicularia; Copelata; Oikopleuridae. The record is from the annotation of a GenBank genome assembly.